This is a messenger RNA of Racocetra persica, 336 nucleotides long. The record is from the annotation of a GenBank genome assembly. NCBI's taxonomy places the organism in Eukaryota, Fungi, Glomeromycota, Glomeromycetes, Diversisporales, Gigasporaceae.
AUGACACAACAUGAAGAACAACCUGAAGCGCAAUAUUAUUUUACAGAUGACAAUAAUUCAUCAGUUGAAGUAUUGUCUUCUGAAAAUUACAAAGCUUGUAAUAUAUCGAUUAAUCAACAGUCAACAGUUCGAUGCACUUCUAAUUUACUUAAAGAAUUGAGCAACAAAUAUCCUUUACUAGAAGCCGAUAUCCAGGAUCCUACGAAUAUCAAGACAAAAGAAAGACCGAAUAGCACAAGGCGUAAUAAGACAGAUGCGGAACACGCUUCUAAGAGAGCAUAUGCAUGCGGUGUCUGUAAUGAUACUGAACACAAUUCUAGAAGCUGUCCAUUCAAG